GUGCUGUGGGUGCUGCAAUCUGCUCGAGGUGAGAGCGGGCUGGCGGGAGAGUGAAGUUCCCAAGGGGAGAGCCGGCCGAGGGAGUCAAUCUGGGGAGCGGGGAUACCAGGAAGUCGCAAGGAGGGAGUGAGGAAGCAGGAGGACAUGACUGAGACGGACCUGGGCUGAUCGGGACUGGAGAGGAAGGGAGGCCUGACCGGCUGCGACCUGUGCGGAGAGGAGAGGAAAAGAUGCUAGAACCACAGCAGAAUGGCUUGAUUGACCUACCAGAUUAUGAGCAUAUAGAAGAUGAAACUUUUCCUCCAUUCCCACCUCCAGCCUCUCCAGGGAGAGAAGAUGGUGAAGGAGCUGAACCUGAAGAAGAGUUAGGGAGAGGAGCACGUGUUCCUGUACCUCCAAAGAGAACAGUUAAAAGCAAUAUACCCAAGCUGAAUGCUGAGAGAUUAAUUUCAGAGAGAGGGCUUCCAGCAUUAAGGCAUGUGUUUGAUAAGGCAAAAUUCAAAGGUAAAGGUCAUGAGGCUGAGGACUUGAAGACAGUAAUCAGACACAUGGAGCACUGGGCGCAUAGGCUGUUCCCUAAACUGCAAUUUGAAGAUUUUAUUGACAGAGUUGAAUAUCUGGGAAAUAAAAAAGAAGUUCAGACCUGUUUAAAACAAAUUCGACUUGAUCUCCCUAUUUUACAUGAAGAUUUUGUUAGCAAUAAAGAUGAAGUAGGGGAAAAUAAUGGCCAUGAUGUAACUGCUACCGAGUUAGAUCCCUUUCUGACAAACUCAUCUGAAAGUGCAAAGUUCGCUUCUGAGUCUAGUAGAAGCCUAACAGAAGAACAACAACAAAGAAUUGAGAGAAAUAAACAACUGGCCUUGGAAAGAAGACAGGCAAAGCUACUGAGUAAUAGUCAGUCCCUAGGAAAUGACUUGUUAAUGAACACACCCAGUACACAGACACCUGAAGAGGGUAGUACAGGUGAGGAGAAAAAGGAGGAAGAAUCAAAUGGAUUUAACAAAGACCUUCUAGACAAUCCACAUAAUGAUGCUGCUGCCAAUACUGUAAAUGAAGAGGAGGAAUUAAAAAUAGAGAAAAUGCAACCGGACCAGUCCUUUUAAAAUAUAUAAUAGUAACUUAAGGCUUCAUCUAGAAAUAUUACUGAGGUUGGAUAGGCCUCAAAUGAGAAAAUCUAUUAACUUGCUAUCUUCCAAAUUUGAGAUGACUAUGCAUUUUGCCUACUUUGAGUGAAAAUCCAUAUAUAGUGAAACUUUUAUAGAUUCCUGUUUAAAAUCUGGUAUUAUUUAUAAUUUAUACUUGUUUCUUAUUCACUUUCGUUGUCUAUUUAUUCUCCUUAGUAGUGUUUAUUUUUAUAUAGGUAUGACCUUGUAAAAAUGAUUGGUAGUUAAUAAGUAGCUUCCACUGCUAGUGUGCCAUUGAAUGCCCUGUUUUUACUAAAUUGGGUGGUGUUUUAAGAUGUAAAUAUGUAAUAAAUGCUAAUGUUCUUUCAUUUUUAAAUAAAAAGCUCACAAACUAUCCCUA
Molecule: messenger RNA, 1524 nt
Organism: Balaenoptera musculus (blue whale)
Lineage: Eukaryota; Metazoa; Chordata; Mammalia; Artiodactyla; Balaenopteridae
Gene: TIPIN
Product: TIMELESS interacting protein
Exons: 8
Coding region: 231-1103 (290 amino acids)
Biological process (GO): replication fork processing; replication fork arrest; DNA replication checkpoint signaling
Cellular component (GO): nucleus; replication fork protection complex
Molecular function (GO): DNA binding
Source: RefSeq, a predicted model, not a curated record